Messenger RNA from Symbiodinium pilosum, 690 nucleotides. Lineage: Eukaryota; Dinophyceae; Suessiales; Symbiodiniaceae. The record is from the annotation of a GenBank genome assembly.
AUGGCGAGACGUGGCAUUUCCAACUACGAACCAUCUGGUGGCCCCCAGCAGUUCAACAUCUUUUGGCAGGAGACUCUGCGCUCCAGCAACGAUGGCAUUUCCGGCAUAAAGCAAGCGUACGACCUACCAGCCAAAAGUUCCUUCAAGGAUGUCACGACCACAAACCGUGAGCUCAUGCGCAAGCCACGUGACUUUGUACUUGCAGCUCCAAAUCCCGAGCUGCGCAUGGCCUUAGCUGAGCCCAGUGGAGACUUCGGACGUGCUGGACGAAGCAGUUGGCACUACAACCUGAGCCGCCCUUUGGGCCGGAAGGUGAAAUUGCAUUCAAUGGCCUCUGCCAGCUUUGACGGCAAGCAUUUGCCUCACAUGGCAUCGCUGACUGGCACGUGGUCAACGCUGAAAUAUGGCUGGACUGGCACAGCAACUGCCAACGCGCAAGCCUUCAACACGAUCUGCCCAGCUGCGGCAUGGGAAGCUGAAGAGGAUGCUAGGAGAUCCAGACCCUCCACUCAUACAGGCACUUCACUGCACGCAGCUUCGCAGCUUGCUCGAAUGACCUCCACACCACGGCAAAGUCUGGUGCCUGGAGCCGCAACCAAAAAGGGUGAGUUCGAAGCGCUGUUGAACCAGUCGGGUUUGUCCUCUUGGACGGAGUUUGCGCCCACCAUCCGCCAUCCUCGGCUUUGGUGA